AUGGCCGCUCUAAGAAAGAAACUAGUUAUUGUUGGUGAUGGAGCUUGUGGUAAAACUUGUUUGUUAAUUGUCUUUAGUAAAGAUCAAUUCCCAGAAGUUUAUGUUCCAACUGUCUUCGAAAAUUAUGUAUCUGAUAUUGAAGUAGAUGGAAAACAAGUGGAACUAGCGUUAUGGGAUACGGCUGGACAAGAAGAUUAUGAUCGUUUACGGCCGUUGUCAUAUCCGGACACAGAUGUUAUUUUGAUGUGCUUUGCUAUCGAUAGUCCGGACAGUCUCGAGAACAUUCCCGAGAAAUGGACACCCGAAGUGAAACAUUUCUGUCCGAAUGUCCCAAUUGUUCUUGUUGGAAAUAAGAAGGAUCUACGUAAUGACGAAGCAACAAAGAAAGAAUUGAUGAAAAUGAAACAGGAACCUGUGCGCAGCGAAGAAGGUCGAAAUAUGGCUGAAAAGAUUGGUGCAGUUGGUUAUCUCGAAUGUUCAGCAAAGACCAAAGAAGGCGUUCGUGAAGUCUUUGAGCAUGCAGCCCGCGCUGCAUUAGCACGAAAGAAGAAACGUAGUGGUCGUUGUGUUUUAAUCUAA
Molecule: messenger RNA, 579 nt
Organism: Adineta ricciae
Lineage: Eukaryota; Metazoa; Rotifera; Eurotatoria; Adinetida; Adinetidae
Source: the annotation of a GenBank genome assembly